AUGAAUCAGUCUAGUUCGAGAGCAGAGGAUGGCAGUGAACAAGCCACAAUGCAAGAUCAUAAUCAUCGUGACAGCGAGAGAAGGUGGCAGCAGGAGCGACUCCACAGAGAAGAAGCCUAUUACCAGUUUAUUAAUGAACUCAAUGAUGAAGAUUACCGGCUAAUGAGAGACCAUAAUCUUUUAGGCACCCCUGGUGAAAUAACCUCAGAAGAGCUACAACAGCGGUUAGAUGGCGUCAAGGAACAACUUGCCUCCCGGCCUGAAUUGAGAACUCAGGAAAAUGGGGCAAAUACCAGAGACUCACAAGUCCCAAGAGACAGUUCCAGUGAAGAUUCUCUUUUAGAAUGGUUGAACACCUUUCGCCGGACUGGUAAUGCAACCCGAAGUGGACAAAAUGGAAACCAGACAUGGAGAGCUGUGAGUCGAACAAACCCAAACAGUGGAGAAUUCCGGUUCAGUCUGGAAAUCCACAUAAAUCAUGAGAACAGAGGACUGGAUGUUCAUGGAGAAGAUGAUGCAGGAGGCAUUCCACUUUCAGAUGUUAGUGGAGAUCAUACUAGAAGCAGGCGUCAAAGAUCAAAUAGUCCUGUGGCUAGGCGAACAAGAAGCCAAACCUCAGUGCGUGUCAGUGGUAAUAGUUCCAGCACGCCACGGACUAGGCGUGGUUUGGGGGAGCAAAAUUCAGGAGAAGGGUCUUACUCAACAGUGGAACGAUUAAGAAAUGGGGCUGGGGGGCCAGCUGGCAUUCCCAGGACUCGUGCUUCCCGUGCUCAUUUCAUUGAUCACACAAAUCAGCCAGGGGCUGGUGAACUCAGGCAAAGGGAGGGGCAGCGAUUUGGGGCAGCGCAUGUUUGGGAAAACGGGGCCAGAACGAAUGUAACAGUGAGGAAUACAAACCAAAGAUUAGAGCCAAUCAGGUUACGAUCUACCUUCAGUAGUCGAAGCCGUUCACCCAUUCAGAGACAGAGUGGCUCUGUGCAUCACAGUGCACAGAGGGAGAGUGGGCCCUUCCAGCACACCUUUAGAAGGUCUUUUAGGAGGAGGGAUGUAACUGAUGGCUUUGCAGAGCAAGAUAGAGAAUCCAGAGGUACUCCAGCCACCCCAUUCUCUAACUCAAGACUUGUGUCCAGAAUAACUGUGGAAGAAGGAGAGUCCAACAGGUCCUCUGCUGCUGUGCGACGGCAUCCAACCAUCACACUGGACCUCCAAGUAAGGCGGAUUCGUCCUGGAGAAAACAGAGACCGGGACAGUAUUGCAAAUAGAACUCGAUCUAGAGUAGGGCUAGCUGAAAACACAGUCACUCUGGAAAGCAAUAGUGGGGGCUUUCGCCGCACCAUCUCCCGUUUAGAACGGUCAGGUAUUCGAACCUAUAUGCAGGUCCAGGAGGGUUAA
Elephantulus edwardii (Cape elephant shrew) is the source of this 1392-nucleotide messenger RNA. RefSeq names its product ring finger protein (C3H2C3 type) 6 (gene RNF6). Bases 1 to 1392 code for a protein of 463 amino acids. The record is from RefSeq and is a predicted model, not a curated record. NCBI's taxonomy places the organism in Eukaryota, Metazoa, Chordata, Mammalia, Macroscelidea, Macroscelididae. The transcript has 4 exons.